Neohortaea acidophila is the source of this 3966-nucleotide messenger RNA. RefSeq lists its product as uncharacterized. NCBI's taxonomy places the organism in Eukaryota, Fungi, Ascomycota, Dothideomycetes, Mycosphaerellales, Teratosphaeriaceae. Bases 1 to 3966 code for a protein of 1321 amino acids. The transcript has a single exon. The record is from RefSeq and is a predicted model, not a curated record.
AUGGCGAUGCUCAUCGACCGUCUGUUGCGCCUUCGGGGAGUGCCUGCUAAUCGCCUCAGAUUCACGAUGAAUAAAUACUUCAGGAGGAAAACGGCAGAGCCGCCCAGCGCGGCACACCAAGACGCCCUCCACGCCUUAUCCGCGCCGGCGCCGCCGCCUCUCCCUCCGCUUCCACACGAGUCGUCGCAACUGCCGAAGAAGUCCACCAGCAGGUGGAAGAAGAGCAAAAAGAAUGGCGACCACUCGGCGGAUGCGAACGUCGACCUCUCUUUGCCUUCUGUCGAUGACUUCCGCACCAGCUUGUUCAUGCCAGCAUUGAGCGCGCGUUUCAGCAUGCUUAGGGAGCAAGACGACCCGCACUCGAUGCUCGGCAAGGCUAGCGACGACAGUGUGCUUCAGCCGAGAAGGCGCUCCCGUAUGGACAUGGCACUGGCAGGACGUGGACUGGACGACAUUGCCGAGGUGUCGUCCUUGAGGAGUUCAUCGCGCCCUCCCCUUCCCUCUCUGCACCACCAUUCUUUCGCAUCCGAAGACGACUACCCUAGCGAGCGCGAUUCCGUCAGCGUCAUGACUCGUGCGCGUCCCGCCGAAGGGAGUGUCGUGUUUGGAGGCCGCCAGAAGAUUUACAUGAUUCCCAAGGGUGGUGCGUCCAGUCGAAGUCUCGGUCGAGUCGUGAGCGAAGAUGACGUCGCGCACUCCCUCGAUGCUGGAAUGUCUUCCUUCCAGCGCUACCGCGUCCAAAGGACCGUAGAAGAAGUCCGCGAGUCAAAGGACAGUCAUGGAUUCGACUUCGGACUCGAACAUUCGGAAGAUGGCGAGCAAGAUGAGCACCUACCCUCGCGCUCGGCCAAGGACCUCUCACACUCGCCUUCACUCGCGUCUUCCGACAAGAAGCGGUCGACGGACUCCACUGGGCAUUCGGCCGCGCGAUCAUCAACGGCCGCCACGUCAGUAGCCUCACAGCCAGCCACCUUUACCUCUUCGUCUCCUGUCCGGGCGACCUCUGAGAUUGCUUCUGCGGCAACCACGCCUUGUACGAUUCCUUCUCCUGCCCCAGCCCCUUCCACGGCGCCGGCGCCAGCACCCAUCAUGCAGCCACUCAAACGUCAAGACACCAAGACGCGUCGUCUUUACGAGAACGGGCUGGAUCAACACAUGCAUGAGCAACAAAGCUCGGCGAUGAACCGCUUGAACUCCAUUCACCGACAGCGGACUUUCAGCAACAAGCAACCACAGAUGCUGUUGCACGGCACUAAGAGUGCCGGUAAUCUGCGCGAUCGUGUCCAACCGCCCGUCUACGCUCUUCCUGCCCAGGACUCGCCUUCUCUCACUCCCAAUUUUGGCUUGUUUGGAGCAUUGGGCCUAUCCAGUUCCAACGGAACAACUCCGUUAGCAAGUCUUCCGGUCACCCUCCUGACACCGCAGCAUGCGGGGGAUAUCGACGACCUCAACCCACUGUCCCAAGCCUUGGAGCCUGCAGACCGAGGCAAGGCGACCGCAAUGGGGGCUUUCAAUAAACCCAAGCAGUCGUUUGACGAGCAACAAUACGUCGAGCGACAGCGACAACUCCAGCGAUCGGCCUCCACUGCGGCGAUGAGAAAAGACUCUCAUGGUGCACAGGCGACACGAUCACCGCUUUUGGAGACUGCCCCGGAAUUACCCGAAAUCGAUGCAAUGAGCCGGAAGAUGGAGCCCAGCGUCCGACAGCACCAGUUGUCGAGCGCCUACGAUGUUUUCCAGCACGCAGCGCGGCUGUAUACAGAUUCCGAUGCCGCACAGGCGGACCCGUCGAGUGUGCCCGACACACACCGCACCUUCUUCGGAGACAUCAGCGCGAGCGAAGACGAGGAAGAUGAUGACCGCCAACAUGCGGCGCCUUCCAAAUCGCCAAUGCUCGGUAGCCAACAUAGCAAGUGGCAGCCAGCCGUCCUCCCGGCAGUCUCAGAGCAUCCAGCUUUGCGCGCCCAACAACCGAUGAAUAGUCUUGCCGAGACCGAUGAAGAAGAAGCACAAAGUUCCAGCGCACAAGCUACUGAGCCUUCGGCCUCACGUUCGCUGGACCCGCCAACCAUCGCAACUGAAGACGAUGACCUUGAAUCACCUGUCCUUGGUGCGGACGCACCGACGGUGGCUUUGAACGGGCUCAUGCACCAUCUGCGUCAGAAGAGUAAUGUUUCGUCGAUAACGCAGCGCUCCGAUGCCGCUUCUACCAUUGAGACUCCAGCGCCCGCCGAGUUGACGCCACGAAACCUCGAUAUUGUGAACCGGAGAGAUCAAAGCACUAGCGGCACCGAGUCACGUGUAGGUUCCUACGCGAUUUCGAAUCCCUGGGAUCUGGACGAAACCGAUGCCUCGAACCACGACGACCCGCGAUCAAGCCGGCCGCUGGUGAGUCCAAUCGGCAGCGAGCACCUCGGUGGGCGUUUUGGCGACUCGAGCUCUGCAAUCAAUCGCCAUUCGGCUGUGUCAGAGUUGGAGGCGGAAGCCGAGGCCACCGAGGGGGCGCAGAAUGACUCGCACGCACAGCAUACUCGCGACGUCAGUAACGCCACCCAGGAGGAUCGCGAAGCAUUCGAUAAUGAGCUGGCGGCUCGUCGUAAUGCCAUCCAGGAGAACAUCCGGAAGAGCAGAGCUCAACGUGAGAUCAACAGUCGAGGCAUCAGUCCAACACGCAGCUCAAACGCCAAUCUCAAGACCUUUGGAAUGCUUCGAUCGGGGCCUAGCAGGGAGUCGAUGGACAGCAACCGAGUGCCAGAGAUGCCGUCGAACGCCCCCGCAAAGGCCUUGCAGAUUCUGGGUGCCGGUGUUGGUAGUGCUUCCUCGCUCCCUCAAUACCAGGCCGGUGCGAACAGUUCUGACUCCAGCCGCCCACGUGCCGAGUCAGGAUCACGGUCUUCGCCUCCGAGCAUUCAGCCACGUAGCUCGCAGCGAGCUGAGCGGGAAAUGCGGCGCCCGAUGUUCGGACUGCGCACAAGGGAAAACAGUGCGACCGAGCCUUUUCCAUCGGCCGAUCCCUCCCCACCCGCAUCCGUUGAUGGGCGCAGCCGUGCAAAUUCUGUUACUACCCCUACCGGUCAUCCUCGCAGCCGAGGCGGACCAUAUCGCGAUGGCCUGGAGAAAGGGAUGGCAGGCGGGGCGGGGCUGACCGCAGUCUCUGUUCCUGACCUCUCCAAUCUCGGUCCUCGCGAGUUGACGCCGAAUCCAACGCCAGACCUGACCCAGAGUCCAUUCGAGCCGCCGCGAGCACGCAGUGGAAGUCGAGCAGCGAUGACGAGCUACUUCGACACCCACUCUUUGCAGCCGCUCUAUACCGGCUCGAGAGACCGCUACCAUGCCAAUAUGUCAACACCUGCACUCCCCACAGGUCAUUUCAGCCCGUUGACCAGCCCGAUGCCAAGAUCUCCAGCGAGUGCGUAUGCAUCCAAUAUGACGCCCCCGUUAUCCGGAGCGAGUACGCCGCUGCAGUCAGCCUUUUCCGCACCGACGCAGACGGCUCGUCCUUCCAACGGCCGCGCCGGUGGCCCGCUGCGUAAGAAGACCAUCUCGAAGGGAGACAUCUCCGAGCCGACCUUGAUCUCCAGCACGUCGAACAUCGACCUGGUCGAUCUCCCGGAGGGCGCGUCAUUGAGGAACGGAAUGGACGAGCCCCCACCAGUGCCGCCCCUCAAUCCGGCACGCCGGGCGACGAAGAGGAUCCUCAAUUUGGGACGAAAGGAGUCGCAGGAUCACAGCGCGAGCAUCGGCAGCCGCGCAAAGACUCCGGACGCAUUCUCUCGGAAAUCUCCCGAGCUGGAGAUGCCAUCGGCCAUGCCACGCAAACGGAGCGCCACCGUGUCGCCGCAGAAGACGGGCUUGCCUUCGUCCUCUUCGAGACCAGGCUACUCUCCGACCAACGGGUCACCGGAUAGACCUGUUGAGCGUCCGUCACCUGUGCCACCGAUCAACAUGGACGGAGCGAUGUUCUAG